This is a messenger RNA of Macrosteles quadrilineatus (aster leafhopper), 10348 nucleotides long. RefSeq lists its product as uncharacterized. Bases 419 to 5284 code for a protein of 1621 amino acids. Lineage: Eukaryota; Metazoa; Arthropoda; Insecta; Hemiptera; Cicadellidae. The transcript is spliced from 39 exons. The record is from RefSeq and is a predicted model, not a curated record. Gene Ontology annotation, molecular function: protein binding.
GAGUAGCAAUACCGAUCACGAAAUAGAUCGGAUGAACCUAAAUGUGAUUGAACAGUGGAUUAGAAGGAAUGCCGACCAGAUAAUAGAUACAUUGGCCAUAGUCCGCUGUUUUGGAAUGACAAACGUGGCGAUUUGAUACAUUUACUGGAGCCCAGGUGAAGGAUUAAAACCGUGUAAAUUUGAAAAAUCUCAAACAAGUGUUUCUGCGUUACAGUAUUUGGUGUUAUGUGAUUAAGUUAAAAGCCACGAGUGAAACAGCAGUUUUGCCGGAUAUAACAACUGUUUAUUCUGACCCGUGAGUGCAGUGUGGAAGGAUCGACGUAGUGUUAGUUGUUUGUUGUGAUUCGUGAGUGCAGUGUGGAAGGAUUAGCGGAGUUUAUAAUUGGUGAUAGUCAGGAUUAGACAAGACUUAGCGGUCAUGCAAGGAACCAAGAUGAAGGAGCACGCACAGGAAACACAAGGUCUACGAUCCGUCCUCCGUGACUCAAACCAGAAAGGCAACCCGUUUAAUGACGUGUCGAUACAGGCGGACAUUCGAGUGGGGGAGCCCACCACCUACGAGAGCGAGGAUGAGCUAAUGGGGAUGGGUCGACGCAAGCAGCUGGGCAGAAGCAAGCGAGGGACCCCUCUGUACAGCAAGGAGGACAUCAGAGAGCAAUACUGCAUCAACGACAAACAGCUGCAUGGCCUUGAGGACAUACAGAACACGGGGGGCUUGUUCGGCUGUCUGUCCUCCUACCAUGUCGACCUUAGUGACUCUUCAUGUAGUUCAAGAAGCCCGGGCCUGUUAUCAGUUUGUGUUCGCCGGAAAGUGCCGUCAGAUGAAAACUUGGCAGAGUUGUGUAGAAGACCAGCCUACGAUUAUGCACCAUUUCCUCGAUGGCCAAGGUACUUUCCUCCUGAAGAAGCUGUCUACUUCAGACGAAGGCCUAAGUCGCUGUGUAAUGAUCCGCACGGAUACACAUGGAUGGCAGAGGAUGAAGAGGCAAUCAGAAUGGAGCACCCUAGACCAAUCCGACCCGACGAAUACGACAUGUGUAACAACUAUCCGAGAAGGGGACCACAUUACAUGAGCUACAGUACAGAGUAUUUGGUUGGUCGACACAUGCCUUGUCCUGCCCAUCCACACCUGCCUCCACCACCACCGCCUCCUGCGAUACCUACCAUGCCUCACAGAACAAAACAUGUCAGUUUUGCUCGUUCACACACCUUAACAUCAUUUGACGAUGCAGUAGUCAGCAUGGCUGGAAGUGUUAGCUCGUGUAGCCAAGAGAGACUUAUUGAUGGGAAAAAGUCCACGGAAACAUUACAAGAACCUCAAAAAGUUGUUGUCAUGGAAAAAGUUAAAAGGGCUCCUAUGAAGACUCAAGCUACGCAGACGGAAGUUUGUUUAGGAAGAAAGCCUUUGCCUCCAAAUUACCUAACUCUUAGUCCAAGAACUGUACGAAGGGUUCGAAUGGUAUCACAAGGUGCACAAACUAAUGGUGACAAGAACAACCGAAGACUGAUGAAGAGUUUCUCUGAGGUGGGGCAGUUUGGGGUAGGAGCAACAAACACCAACACAAACACAGCUGACUCCCAUGAGCCUCUGCAACGAACCCAAUCUGAGGAGCCUCCCCGAUCACCCUUUCUUCCAACAAGUCCAAAGGAAAUCCUUAUAGACUUUGAACCCCUGGAGAGAAGAGGUAGAAAAAGAUUACUCGGCAAAACUGUAUCUGACGGAGAGAUAUUGGAAGCACAAGCUAGAGAAAAGGAAGAACGAGGGGAUGGAGCGACCCAAUCAGAUUGUGAGGCUUGUUAUCAGAACACUUCCAUUGACGAACCAUCGGAGAAGCAGACGAGAUCAGGCUCCUCAGCAUUCUCGGGAUCUGAAGCCACUAGUCCUGUGAAACAGUUAAUAUCCGCAGACUCCCAGGAGGAGGAGUUUCACGAGAACCUAAUCUACGGAUCGCAUGGAUUGUUCCGCAAGCAGAGCACGGGCGAGGAUGCAGACAGCGGACUCAUGUCCAUGGCCGACCCCAAGCCCCCGGCCAAGGCACAGUCACCCUUCGCAUCCUCGGAUUCUCUCAACACACGUGAUCAUAGCGACGGCAUCUGGAACGAGUCUCAGACUACGAUCCUACACGCAGACUCUGACAACAACGGAGGAGGUACAGGUGUGAGCUGCUCAGACCUCAGUUCCUCGCUGAGUCCGUCGGCCGCCAUCAUGAACAUGACUCCCUCGUCUCGGAGGAAACACCUCCUAAUGUUGCAGCAUCAGCAACGGUCGUCAAUGGACACUGAGGCCUUGGACGCUGAAGACUUGGAUGCUGAACAACCUCCUCUGUCCCCGCGAGUGCGAGGCACCGUGGAUCAGCUACAAACCGUGCCUACAGUCGCCGUUACCACACCUACUCAGGACCCCCGUACUGAUCCUGGAAAACCAAUCAUCAAAAACACACUGCCUUAUUUCAAAACACGAAUAGAACAAUCACUCUCACCUAGUCACAGAGCAAGAAGAAGAAGUCCUGAUUUGCGUCCACCAGAAGGAGAAACCCACCAACACAGUGACAUGUUGGCGAGAUCGGACUCUGGAAAGACAAACACAGAUAUGUCGGAAACAUCAACGACGACGGAAGAUUACGCCACAGCCACCGAGAACAAUUCCGGGACAGACACGAGUUCUCGGCUGCUGAGAGGGGACUCUGGCCAAUCAGCGACUGGUACGACGGCCACCAGUGUGGCUCAGUCGGUCACGGGCAGCUCCUUCGAGAGCGGCUCCUCACUGUACAGCCUAGCACGUGGUGAAGCCAUCGAGGAAGUACAGCAGGUGCCUUGUUCGCCCCCACCACCAGCGAAGGAAGAGAAAGAUAAGACCAUAGAGAUGCCUGCUGAGAAGAAACAGAAAGACAAUGAUUCUAUCAGUGGGGAAAGCAGUAGCUCAGGGAGUUACAGUGUUGACGGCAGCAGUGGAGAGAAGAGACAGUCUGAUAGGAGCGGAGGGUGUUCUUCACCCGGUGACUAUGAAUCCCCUGUAGAGGAACGAUCCAAGUCUAGGUCGUGGACUGAAGAGGAACGAAUUGAAGCAAAGAAAAGUUUCAAAUUAGAGCUGUCGUCACCUCAAAAAGAUCAGGCUUCUAGUCCACCCACAGUUGUAACUCCCCAGAGAGCCAUGUAUCCCAUCAAAUCUCCAGUCAGAGAUGGGGAACAAGAGGUGCCUAAAAAACCAAAAAGUAAAAAUGCAAGUCCCAACCAACCAUCAGGGAAACAUACACCAACACAGGUGGUGGUCAGUAAUGGUAUGGGAGGUGAGUCAUCAGAAGACUCGAGUGGGGAGUGUGCCUGUGGCCGUCAACGGAGAUCUAGGGAGAGUCCUAGAAGGAAGUCCGGGGGAAGAAGUCCCACAUCACACAACCGUACAAGACGGAGAAGCAACAGUGGUGAUGAGAACAGUCGACGGCGGAGCUCAGUAGCUGCCAAGUCACCCAGUCCUGUAGGGGUGGAGGAGGGAGCUACACUGAAGGCUGGGUCUCGUCUCUUCCCUGGCCAUGAGGCUGUGCGCAGUCCCGGUGGCAGUCCUAGCAGACGGGGAAAGUCUAAGGGAAUCUCAAGUCCAGAGUCAGCAAGACUGAAAGCACUGAGUGCAGAGAGUCUGCGUUCUGUCAGUCCUGGGUCAGACUCAGUGUUCUACAGUGAACACAGCAGUGCUACAGUUACAAUCACAGAACAACCUGCUUGUCACCACUGUGGUCGCAAUGUACACACGUCUCCACCAUCAGCAGGUGCGGUGAGUGGGGAAAGCAACGGGACGGAUCGCAGUGGGGGGAUGAGAGAGCCCAUUGUACAGCCCCCGGCGGGGUUUGCAGACUCUCCCCGCCCUGUACGAGCCACCACCCCUGCCCCCCGCCUGUACAAGAAGGCAGACAAGAGGUUCCGCUCGGAGGAGAGGAGACACGCGGCUCGGGUACACGCAGAGGCUGUGAGAGCCAAGUCUGAGGAGCGAGGGCGGGAGGAGAAGAAAGAGAAAGUCAGGCCUCUGACUCGAUCUACAGAUGCUAGUAUGGAGAAGCUGCGUUGUAGUCCCAGCAGUCUGUGUUCAGAUGAUGAUGACUGCGGAGUCUACACGGAUGCCUACUACGCAGCCACAUGGGUGUACAUUGGAGACAGUGAGGAACUGCAGGUGUGGCAGCGGCCGAACAGUCUAGAAGAUGAGGAAUCGUCGCGUAGAGACUCCGUAGAUUCUACCGGAUCUGAGAGAGAAUUCCGCAGAAGAUAUCAGGCCAUCACACAUCGCAUGGUUCAUCGCAAGUCUAGCUUGGAGAUGUACAAACGGCUGGCUUCAAAGUCAUUUGAGAGUGACAAGAAGGUACUAGUUCGUCGUGUAUCCGGAGAGUUUGGGUUCCGGAUCCACGGAUCACGUCCAGUUGUGGUGUCCGCUAUCGAACCGUCAACACCUGCCGAAACGUCUGGCCUGGAGGUUGGCGACAUUGUCAUCAGCGUCAACAAAGUCAACGUGCUUGACGCAAGCCACUCUGAUGUCGUCAAACUUGCACAUGGAGGAUCUGACACAUUAGAGCUGGAAGUGGCCAGGACUAGUGAUGUGUUCACCACAGGGAGUGUGACGAAGCCUCUUCUCACUGGGACUCUGUUGCGACUUUCGUCCUCCUGCUCCAAGAACCGUGGGACGUGGGUGCCUCGACACUUUGUCCUCAAGCAAGAUCACUGCCUUUACUAUUACAAGACUGAAACUGACACACAACCUGUAGGGGCAGUGCAUCUGGCAGGCUACACUGUGUCUCGCACCCCUGACUCAGGCCGUCCACACAGCUUUAGGCUCAGUAAGAAGGGAGCUCUCACGCUCCACCUAGCUACACAGUCUGCCGAGAGAGUGGAUCAGUGGAUCAACGCUCUCACUUCAGCCACCGCUCCCAUUGAGGAGCCCUGGCAGGAUGAAAAGUGCCUCAAGAUCCCUCCGACCCGCGUACAGCAGCCGGAGUGUGCCGGGACAUUGUGUACACUGGUCCAUCAUAGAGGCAAGGCGUGGCGGCGACGGUUCUGUGUCUUAAAAAAUGCUUGUAUUUAUUUCUUCUCUGAUAUCAAUGCUGAUUGCGCCUCAGGUAUGGCUUGCCUCCAAGGGUACAGAGUGCAGAGUUCAGCGUCAGGAGCAAAACGUUUUGCCUUCGAGCUUAUUCCUCCAGAUCCUUCACUAAAACAUUUUUAUUUCUACACUGACACAGAAAUGGAUAAAAAGAGAUGGCUAGCUGCCCUAGAGUACUCGAUUGACCGAUGGAUCAAAGUAAGUUGAACAUGAGAAUCCUGAGGCCACUCUACGACGAACGAAAUUGUGAACAUGACUUCUUUGCCAUCGGGAAUCAGAUUCCGACUCGAAAUUACGAAUCAAACAAGCGAAUUGUAUGUUUAAAUAUACACAGUUUUAUUACAGAGUAAUAAAAUAUAUCUGGAGUAUAUCGAUUGUUAGUUACCUAUUUUAAGGACAUGCUGCAUGCAUAUUUCCAAGAAAUAUAGUUAGCAGUGAUGUAAAUUCUAAGUGUACCAUGUGGGUAGUUAGGUUAGUUACACUCACUGUCGUCCAGUUGCUGGAUAAACUCAGUAAGCCAACACCAAUCGGGUGCAAUAUUUGCAAACGGGAUUCAAUUAUCACUAAAGCGAAUGUAUUUUUAUAUUCUUUUGUAUUUAGUUGGUUCCUAUAUUUGAAGUUAGUAGUCUUUCCACAGGGUCACAGUUUCUAAUUGUUUUGAAGAGUUUACAUCAUAUUUGUAUGAAUUUUAGUCCGAUACCCUAAUAAGUGAUUCUUAUAUUCAAUCGGGAAUGUUUUACAGCGUUUUAAACCACCAAAAGGAAUGGCGUAAUGAAGGCCAAAGUUGUAUAUAAGUUGUGUAUAACUUUACUGUGUGUUACAUGUUUUCCUAAUGUUCAGCGAUAUAUUUUGAUACGAAAUAAAUAUGUUCAAAAAUAUAUAUGUGUGUUGAUUCUACUCAUUUGUAAAUAGUUUAGCUGAUUACAUAUCGUUAGUGGUUUUGCACAUAGAUUCUCCAAAGGUUAUUUGGCAAGUGAUAUGUAUAAAUCAAAAUCCUAUUGAUUUUUUACCAAGAAAUGUUGCAAUAGUAUGUUCUAAAAUGUCAUCGUAAACAUGUUUCAUAUUAAUAAUAACUAAUAAUUAUAACCACUUUCUCAAAAACGUGAAUGUAAAAAGUCUAAGCACCAAGUUAUGAGUGAGUAUAAAUUUUCAUUCAAAGUCCAAACAUUAACACCGUAUUUAAAAAAAAAGUUUUAAAUCUUAACCAAAGGUUUCCAACCAACUUUUUUUAAAUGAAUAAAAAAAAAAUUAAAUCCUAGUCAAAUGUGUAAAAAUAAAAUAGUUCAUUUUGCCGACACGUGUUAUUGAUUUAUUUCAAACUUGCCAGAUAAACUUAUUGUGUAAAUCAACAGGCCUACUUAGUGUUUUAAGAGGAAAAAGUGAUCAAAUUCAAAUGUAACAUUUGUUGCAUUUUUAAAGGAUUUAUUGUAAAGUUAUUAAACAUGUACAGUUUAAAUUUACUGUUUUGUUUUUGGAUAUUUUAAAGAAAGCCUAGGCUUAUAAAUAUAUCUGUUGUUUUUAAUUUGAAUAUAUUUUAGAUUUAAAAAUGGACACAGAAGUAAACGCUUUAAAUACAAUUGCGGGUAACUUGGUAUUAUUAAUGUGUACAUUUUAACCUAAGUGAGAAUAAGCCAUGUGAAUGUUAGUGUUUUAGAAUUUUUUUCAACAUGUAAUUUUCAGAACUGAUUUAAUUAUUUUACUCGAACAGAUUAUUUUCAGUGCUUCAACACGCUGUGAUUAUUAUUAAUUUCUCAACGUAGUAUUGUAUACCACAAUGCUGUACCGGUAUGAAAAAACUUGUCUGAACAUGGUGCCUGUUGUAGUAAGGUGCAAUUAGAUCUAAACCUGCACAUUGAAAGUGAAAGCUAUAACUUUUGACUCCAAACUGCCAAAUAUAAUUCCUGUCUUGUAUGGUAAAAAGUUACACAUAAAAGCAUCCAGUUUUAGGGAUUUUAGCUGAAAAAUAAGUAGUUUUUUUUUGUUUUUAUAUAAUAGUAAAAAAACAAUGUGGUUUAGUGCAAAGUAUGUUAUUUACUAAAUCAAUAUCUAAAAUAAAUUGCAAAAAAGUAUGGUCCUGUUCAUAAUUUUUCCAAAUUGAACGGUUACAGAGUUCAAAAUCAUUAAAAAGGUUCAAAUAUUUUUAAUGUUUUUAAAUUUAUGACUUCAUUACCAUGAAAACUACUUUUAUGUACAGGUUUUUGUAUACUUUUUUUAAGCAAAUUGUGAUUUUAGUGGCUGUGAUUGUUAGUGAUACGCCCUUGUAGGAACGACCAGAUAUAUGUAUUACAGAUACUGUAUAUGUAGAUUUGCACUAGCUAUGUGAAAAUUAUUAAUCAAGUCUGUGGAACACUUAGAAAUGUUGUAAACAGUGUGGUGCUGUAUGACUAGUCUCUUGGAAGACAAGGUUCUUAGUUCGAAAAUCAUAAAAGACUAAUCGUUAAACUAAACGGACAUAUUAUUUGAGUAAGUACUGUUUGGUUAGCCCCCAUCAAUGACUUCCACGGAUGGGCCUGGUUGAUGAAAAAAGAGAGGUGUAAGUUGUGAUUGCAAGUGUGUGUGUGAAGGACAAAUAAUUCUUUAGGGUUCAUUAGGAAAAAAGACUUAACAGAGGCUUUUGGAAGCUUCUUUUUCAUUUAAAAGUAGUGUCCUCUAAGAAGAGGGCGAGGCCUGGCGAGGUUGUUGUUCCUUCAAGGGUUUAUCACUAAUAUUCACAGACCACUAAAAUCACAAUUCGCCUUCAAAAAACACAAAUACAUUAUUCUGUAUACAAAAGCUGUUUCCAUAGUAAUGAAGUCAUAUAUUUCAAAGCAUUAAAAAUGUUUAAAAAUUUUCAUUUUUAUCCUUUGUAAUUCUGUAAGCGUUCUCAAAAUUAAGAAGAGUACAAUAAUUCUUUGUUGAAAUUUUUUGUAAAUAAUGUGUUUUGUAAACUACAUGGUUUUUUAAAAAUGUAAUGAGGACCAAAAAAGCUACCAGUUUUUCAACUUUAACCCCCCUCCCCCUUCACACGGCUCUCGAAACUAAAUAACUUUUUUUACCAUACAAUACAAAGAACUAUAUUGAACUAUUUGGUGUCAAAAGUUAGCUUUCACUUUGUAUGUUGAGAUUAGGCAGUUGUUUUUGCUAAUUGCACCGUACGAUUUAGGAUCUAAAGCAGAAAAAUCCUUUAUUAUAUUUCAUAAGUUAUUGGAGUAAUUUGCAUGUUUCACAAAAAUUAUCUGUAUUGUAAUACCAGUUACUUUUGAUCAAAAGCAGACAAAAUCAUCCACUAUUCAUCCUAACCUUUUUAUGUUUAAAAACAACUGGCACCAAACCUUAAUUAUUAUUUUUUUUUAGAAUCUAUGUUUAAAAUUACAAAUAAAACAUUGGUAGCAUUUUGUUAUCCUCCAAGUUUUUUUUUUAUUUUUACAAAUUGUACUACAACUUGUUAAUUCUCCCUUUUUCUUUAGAAUACCAAUUCUAGUGUAUUUGCAUAAAACGUUGAGCCUUUAUCUAUACUCAUUAGAAUCCUGUAAGGUUUUUGUUCAAGUUGUGUAUGCCAAGUCAGUAAAGGUUUCUGCGCUACAUGUGACCACCAAUGGUUGUUCCUACACAUGACGGUAGUGUCGGAACCGUUCAAUCAGUCUGUUAGUCAAACGAGAAUGUAGAAUAGUUGUCAAAGCACUAAGUCACUAGCGUAAGUGUAGUAAUAAGUUUCUCACCCUCGAAUUUGCCUGAGAUAAAAUAGCAAAAUAUAAAUAAACAAGUAAAACAUUUUUAACAUUCAAGCUCUGAUAAAGUAUGUUAUUUUUUGGGGCUCAAUCGAUCCUAUUUACUCAUAAUGUUAAAUUUAUACAGUAACAAUAUGGAUUAUGAAUAAAAAGCUCUUAAAUUAGUACAGUAUUAUGUUAUCGUUAUCAAAAAGUAUCAUUGAGAAUUAUAUUUAAUUGGGAUUACCUAUACUAGGUUUGAUUUUUACACACUGAUUACAGCUAAAAUAUACUUUAAGAAAUUGUCUCCUAUUACUUUAACUAUUAAAACUGUGUUUUAAGUUAUUUUAUCUAUUGUGAAACAAAAUUGUAAUAUCUAGGAUGCAAGAAUUUUAAAGGCUGAAACAAGUAUAGCAAUCUAAAUAAAUAAAUGUAAUGAGGACACAGCUGUAAAUGAUUAUAGCUUAGGACUCUGUGUCGUUAAGUUCCACAUUCAAAUCCUGUCAAUCACCAAUAUAUUUAUUUAUAAAAUUCUAUGUAAUUAUUCUGGGCCCACCUUAAACCUAGAAGACAAAAAAUGUAGACUCAGAAAAUUAACUCUUCCCUUGCUAAGAUAAUGGGUCAAUCUGUUAAAGAGAAAUUCACUAAAUCCUACAUCAUAUAGGGCAAUUUAAGUGUCUCAUUUCGCCUAUUUUAUUUUAGAUCUUUUCUUUAAAAGGUUUGAGGAAAUGUAAUGUAAACGUACCUUUGAGCAAAUUUUAUAUUUUGCUAUGCAAAUUGUCCAUCCGUUGUUACAUUCAGAACAACUCAUAUGGAUGUUAGAUUUUUGAGCCAAUUAAAUACAACGAAGAUGUUAUCCAAAUACAGUCCAAUUGAAUAGUUUAAGUAGGUGAUUGUUAUUUUUCAAUUUUUAUUUAUGUGUGUAUAAUUUUUACCUUGCCGUACCAUAAAAGCAUGUUAAAGCUGAAUUCUAAAAAAAGUGUCAGUGGAAUAUCUAAGCUAGUUCUCUUUUACUGUUUUAGUGUGAAAUCCAAAAGGCCUGCCUCUCAGAGUAAAUUUCAUUGUUUAAUUGUAAGAGACCCAUAAAAUGAGGAUGUAUUUCAUAAUUUCAUGGAAAAAUUUUCUACGGCUAAGCAACAACUUUGCUCUGAGAAGUGUGGUAUGUUUUGUAAACAUACUUCAUGACUUCAAUGUUGCCUGUUUUAAUGUGCAUUCAAUGUAUUAGCAUGUUGUCUGAUUCCAAAACAAAUUUAGUGUGCACACAUUUAAUCGAAAGUUUAAAACAGCUUUUAAAAAUAACCAAUUGAAAAAAUAUUUGGUUCGUAACAUGAGAUAUUUCAAUGUAAAAUACGCACAAAGUAGAGUUAACCAGCUUGUAUGAGUAGAUAUGUGAAAUCGAGAGAAAAUUGCUUCAAAGGAAUCUAACUAAAUACUGCCAUUGAGCUGAAAAUGUCUGUAGAGAUUUAAUUACUGUAAAGAUUAAAGUUUGUGUAAGUUGUAAUGAUUGUUAGUAAGGGAACAUUAAAUGAAGAUUUCUAAAUAAAGUCCUUAAAGUGCUCAAAUAAAGUAUGUUUGUUGAUAAAUA